This is a messenger RNA of Strongyloides ratti, 1059 nucleotides long. RefSeq lists its product as hypothetical. Lineage: Eukaryota; Metazoa; Nematoda; Chromadorea; Rhabditida; Strongyloididae. Bases 1 to 1059 code for a protein of 352 amino acids. The transcript has a single exon. The record is from RefSeq and is a predicted model, not a curated record.
AUGAUUAUUUUUAUUAAAUUUUUUUUUAUCAUCAUUUUUCAAUUUUUUUUUCUUACUUUCUGUGGGAGACAAAGAAAACCUAAUGAUAGAAAAGAAAAAUUAUUGUCAAGUGAAAGUAACUUAUCAAAUCAAGAAAAAGUAUCUCAAAAUAAUGAUGGUGUUGUUUCAAAUCGUAUUGUAGAAAAUGAUGUAAGUAAUAAAGAAAAAUUUAGUUAUAGGAGAAAUGAAAAUAUAUCAGAAAAGAAAUGUAAUGUAAAAGUUGAUAAAAGUCGCAAUUAUAAAUCGUUAUCUCCAGUAGAAUUAGAUGAAAAUAAUUAUACAGGUAAGGAUAUGAAUAAAGAACCACAAGUAGAAAGUAAUAAUUUUAAAAACACACCUAUAAAUAAAGAAAAUGAUUUUAAUUUAUAUUUUGGUUUGGAAGCAAAUAAUAAAAUACAACAAAAUGUAGUACCUCAAGAUGACUUAAUAAAAAAAGAUAAUGUAUCAAUUAAACAAUUUCCUCAAAAUUGUCAAACACCAAAUAAUAUUGUUGGAAGUAAUAAUAUAUAUAAUCAAAAAAACAAUAAUAAUGUUGCGUUAGCUGAAAAGCCUGAAAAUAAAAAUAAAACAUAUGAAGCAUUAAGUAACAUAAAUUAUGAUGACAAAAGAAAUCCUAUAAUAAAUCCACCUCCACCACCACCACAGCAACAACAAUCACCUGAAAUAAAAAAUGAAAAAGCUCCUGAAAAUAAUGAUUUAUAUGUCAAUUUGGAUCCUGCAGAAAACAUUCCUCCACCACCACCUCAACCAGCUGAAAAAUUAAUAAAAUGUGAAGUAAAUAAAGUAGUAAAUGAACAAAAAAUUGAAUUAGCUCCUGUGCUUACAAAAAAAAUUUCUCAAGCGCGGAAAAAAAAAACAUCAGCAAAUGAUAAAAAAUGCCAACAAGAGGGAAGUGAAAAUCAAUCACAAAAUAGGGGUACUAAAAAAAGUACUACAAAUUUAAGUAAGCACAAUAGAAGAAAAAAAACAACCCUAAAAGAUACUAGCAAUAAAAAUCUUUCAAAAAGAAAAAAUAAAUAA